Spea bombifrons (plains spadefoot toad) is the source of this 2062-nucleotide messenger RNA. RefSeq names its product G protein-coupled receptor 176 (gene GPR176). Gene Ontology annotation, biological process: G protein-coupled receptor signaling pathway. Gene Ontology annotation, molecular function: G protein-coupled receptor activity. The record is from RefSeq and is a predicted model, not a curated record. NCBI's taxonomy places the organism in Eukaryota, Metazoa, Chordata, Amphibia, Anura, Pelobatidae. Gene Ontology annotation, cellular component: plasma membrane. The transcript has 3 exons. Bases 253 to 1812 code for a protein of 519 amino acids.
UCUCCAGUGCCUAAUGUGAUCCUGUCGUGGAGAUGUUUGCUUGGGAUGAGAGGCUUGUGUUCUCCACGAGAGGCAGGGAGAUCAGAAAGAAGAUGCCCAGAAUAUGGACAUGCCAUGUCAUCAGGCUGAGAUGGGCACACACAGCCAGGGAGCACACAGAGCCAUAGGUCUAACAGGCAGCAACCCCGGAGCAGCUGCCUCGGCAGAGUCCCUGCUUGUGCCGAUCACACAGUAGGAGAGAGAGGAGUCACCAUGGGUUACAAUGGAACCUGGAUUUUCAGGAACAGAAGCGACACAGGAUUCUAUCAGUCAGCAUCUAGAACCCUGGAAAUCAGGAACCUAUCACACUCUCAGGUGUUCUGGAGCAACCGGAGUGCUAGUGAUGGCCAGAGCUACAGACAUUUUACCACCAGCGUCCAGGUUGUCAUUUUUAUCGGCUCUUUGCUGGGAAAUGUCAUUGUCCUUUGGUCAACCUGCAGAACAUCUGUCCUGAAAUCAGUAACUAACAGUUUCAUGAAGAACCUGGCCUGUUCUGGAAUCUGUGCCAGCUUGGUGUGCGUGCCUUUUGACAUUGUGCUAAGUGCCAGCCCGAGCUGCUGUUGGUGGAUUCACACCCAGCCCUUCUGUAAGACCAUCAAAUUUUUGCACAAAGUCUUCUGCUCUGUGACCAUCCUCAGCUUUGCUGCCAUUGCUUUGGAUAGGUAUUACUCAGUGCUGUACCCAUUAGAGAGGAAGAUCUCAGAUUCCAAAGCCAGAGACCUGCUCAUCUACAUCUGGGCUCACGCUGUUGUUGCCAGUAUUCCUGUGUUCGCUGUGACAAAUGUGACUGACAUUUAUGCCAUGUCCACUUGUUCUCCUCCCGGGGACUACUCCUUAGGCCACCUGGUUUAUGUCCUCGUGUAUAAUAUCACCACCGUUCUAUUUCCCGUGGCUGUUGUUUUUCUCUUCAUGCUCCUCAUCCGAAGAGCUUUGAGUGCCAGUCAGAAAAAGAAAGUGAUCAUUGCGGCUCUGAGGACGCCGCAGAACACCAUAUCCAUUCCGUAUGUGUCCCAGAAGGAAGCCGAGCUUCACGCCAUGCUGCUGUCCAUGGUCCUGAUAUUUAUUCUCUGCAGUGUCCCAUACGUAACUUUAGUGAUCUACCGCACCAUACUCAAUGUGCCCCACAUUUCAGACUUUCUGAUACUGACUGCUAUCUGGCUGCCUAAAGUUUCCUUGGUAGCAAACCCUCUACUUUUCUUGACUGUGAACAAGUCUGUACGCAAGUGUGUGGUGGGCACCGUUGUUCAAUUACACCGCAGGUAUAGCAGGAGGAACGUGGUCAACCUUGGAUCCAUAGCAGAGGUGAACUUAGAACCCAGCGUGCGCUCAGGCAGCCAACUUCUCGAAAUGUUCCACAUUGGACAACAGCAGAUCUUCAAGUCUGUGGACGAUGAUGAUGACAAUGAUGUCAAGUCAGAUGGCGCCAGGAACAUAAAACUGAAACAUGCGGUGCCCGGUACCAGCCUUGAUGUAGAACAUACUUUGGUACAGCGGUUCAUCCCACAGAGUGCAGAAUCUUCAGCGCAAGUGGCCCCCGUGAUGCCAGGCGAGGCCGAAGUGCUCAGUGACAAGUAUUCAAUGCAGUGUGGGUUUGGUCCUUUUGAGUUACCACCGCAAUGGCUUUCUGAUAAGCGAAACAGCAAGAAGCGCCUUUUGCCCCCCUUGGGAAAUACCCCAGAGGAGCUAAUCCAGACUAAACAACCUAAGUGCAGGACUGAGCGUAAAAUCAGCAGGAACAAUAAAGUAUGCAUCUUUCCAAAAGUAGAUUCCUAGCGCAGCUUAACCCCUCAGACUCCGUGAUCCUAUGGAUCGAAACUCCAGGCUUGUUAAAUGUGCCAAAUAGCGUACUGAACAUAAUGGAGACGCACAAUUAAAGUGUUCCUUAAUAACCUGGACCGAUCGUACAAAACUGUGACAAUGAGAUAUAAACAAACACUUCAUAUUUUUUUAAUUAUGCUUGCAAAAGUGACAAUUUCUAAAUAAUAGCUUAAUCUGAAUCACUUUUGCGCGGUUCUUACAUUCG